Molecule: messenger RNA, 2451 nt
Organism: Trypanosoma conorhini
Lineage: Eukaryota; Euglenozoa; Kinetoplastea; Trypanosomatida; Trypanosomatidae
Product: putative WD repeat-containing protein 27-like
Exons: 1
Coding region: 1-2451 (816 amino acids)
Molecular function (GO): protein binding
Source: RefSeq, a predicted model, not a curated record
AUGCCCCAAUUGGAUGAGAGGGAGUUGCGUGCACUUUACAUGGGCGCGGAUCGUGUGACUUGCGUUGAUGUUUCAUCGAAGUGCUUGCUCUGGUGUGUCGAGGGCGGUAGAGCGGCAACGCUGCACAUGUGGGAGUCGCGCGAGGAGCAACCGUCCACGGUGCCGCUGGUAGAGCUGGGCUUCGUUCCGACUCUCAUCUCUGCCAUGGAAGAGAAAGUCGUCGUUGUGGGCGACAGAGUUGUGGCACUGUUCACGGUGGAAUGGCCGUCUUUCUCCGCCAUGGACUUGCUCCCUGUUGAUGAAGAAGACGAGAAGGAAGGAGGAAAUCCAACGGUUAGAGAAGUGUUCACAUGUAGUGAGAUCCCUGCUGGUGUGACGCACGUCUCGUGGGCCACGGAUGGGACUGCAGCCGCGCUUUCAGCAGCGCAGCAACUUGUGUUGAUGGAUUGCCGCGUCGGCUACAACGACGCAAGUCACAACGGCCAUGAAUUUAGCCCCUGCUUAAUGGUAGAUUGCAGUAGCUGGUACGGUGACCCUGGCGCUGCCUUUACUGCAUUCACUGCAAGUCGCCUCUUUCUCUUGUCCACUCGGAAUCAUCUAGUGAUGACCCGCUUCAGUGAUAAUAACGACUGUGGUGGCCAAGACGUCUGCUACUACCUUGAGCCACGACUUGAGAGGGAUGGUCACGUUAUUGCGCGGGCCCACCAGGUCACAUGCUUUGCGGUUGGCGGCAGUGAGGAAGGAUACCUCGUCGCCGGGCUCUCUGACGGAACGGUGAAGCUGCUGCGGCAGGAUUCAAUGGAGGUCUUCUUCACCCUUGACGUGGCGAAACAGUUGUACCGCCUGACAGGCAGGCCACCGCCGCCGGACACGGGGGAUGAUGGUGUAGAGGUGUUGAGCAUAUCGGUUGGCCGUCGAUGCAUGCUGGUGGUGCGACCGGAUGCAGCCAUAUGCUACGAUAAGAAGUCGAUGGAGUUAAUCGAGGAAAAGACAAUGUUUCUUUUCGGCAGGGCGACGAUGUCGUCAAGGUGCGCAGGGGACGGGUCAUGGUGCGCCUGGUCGCCACAAACUCAAGAACUUCUGUAUUAUGCAGCUCCAGUACAGAUGUUUCUUGCGGCAGACAACAACGCUGAUAUCGUGCAUGCCCAAGUCCCACUACCUUCGAAACUGCUUGAACCACUUAGUUUACCGUAUCAAAAAGAGGCACUCUCUGCAUGCAGUGGAAAGGGGGCUGACAAAAAGAAGCCUAAAAAUAAGUUUCUGACCGAGAAGCCUGUAACGCACGGUCAUGUUAUUAAAAGCAGUGGAUAUGCAACUGCCGUACCCUGGAGCGUCCAGCAGCAGCGUGCCAAGCAGGCGCGAGAACGGGUUCAAAAGGGAGUUCAACCUUCUCGCUCAGUUGCCUCUGAUUUAAGAUAUAGGCCCUUACCGUUAUUUGGGCGUCCGUUUGAGCCCAUGACAAAGGCAAAUAAGAUUCUCUCGUCUUCACCUAUUCAUCGAGCCAUGGUUACAGACGCCGUGUUCGCUGCGGCUGGGUCUGCACUCUUGACGGCCUCUGCUGACACCACCGCGAACUGGUUGAAGUACCCUGUUGCAAGAAACGGAGGGGAGGGGACAUUGAUGGAAGUACACACCAGCCCCGCGAAUGCCAUUGAUGUUAGUCUCUCCCUCAAUGCACCUUUUGUGGCAACUGGAGCUGCCGACGGCGUAGUGGCGAUGUGGCAACCCACAAAACGAGAAGCGCCGUACAUUGUGCAAAAAGUCGCCAAGGAGGUAAGAGCGGUAAAAUUUUUCUACACGGACAAAUUUCUUUGUUACGCUGCUGGAAACACGGUAUCCUUCUGUCGUUAUGCGCUGGAUGACGGAGGUGGUGAACUGCAUCGCAAUCGCAAUGAAUCCACGUUGGAGACUGUGCUGGAGUUUGCCGCUAAUUCAGCCCAGUCUGUGGUCGCCGUGGAUGCCAUAAACUACUUCACGUCCAACGUUAUGGUUUGGGCAGGAUCGAACAAGUCGGUUGGCGUCUACGACGUUUCUGUCGGGCAGAGCAUUCAGGUCGUGGAAGAGGCCCACUUACGCCCUAUCCACCAUGUUGCAAUGCUAACAUCCAGCCGAUAUGCCGCACCCAGUACGAAUCUUUUACACACCUACCUAACGGCGGGUUUGGACUCCACGGUACGACUUUGGGACCUUCGCCAGCGGCGAUCCGUGCGACAGUUGGCGCUUCACCGAAACACCGCAGCUCCGGUGGGUGCGGCAUUGUCUCCCAAUGGAGCCGCGGUGGCGGUUGGUAGCGAAACCCGAGACGUAGUCAUCUACGACGUGGGCUCAGGCGCAGUUGUAAACACAAUAAAUGUGGGUGACACACCCACUGCCCUCAGUUGGCAUCCGCUAGAAAGCGUUCUCGCCGUGGGCACAGCCACAGGCGCCAUUAAACUGAUGGGGCAACGUUGA